Messenger RNA from Coniophora puteana RWD-64-598 SS2, 1518 nucleotides. Its product is annotated as cytochrome P450. Gene Ontology annotation, molecular function: heme binding; monooxygenase activity; iron ion binding. Bases 1 to 1518 code for a protein of 505 amino acids. NCBI's taxonomy places the organism in Eukaryota, Fungi, Basidiomycota, Agaricomycetes, Boletales, Coniophoraceae. The record is from RefSeq and is a predicted model, not a curated record. The transcript is spliced from 11 exons.
AUGCCACUGACGCUACCGACCACGCUCUACCGCACAUCCUUGCCCAAUUUCGCUUCGCUCACUUAUGUCUCGUGGACGAUAGACGUGUUUCUGGUCUCUCUCGCUGCUUUCGUACUCCUGUGCGCUACUCGUACUACUGCUCGCCGUCAAUUCACUACCACGCGGCUUCGCGGUCCACAUAGCACCAGUAUCCUCACAGGUGUUGGCGGCACACUUAGAAAGGCCAGGGACGCAAGCGUUCUGUAUGAAGAGUGGGCGAAGACAUUCGGGCCGGUAUUUUCGGCUCCUGCUGGUCUUUGGAGCUCAAGGAUCGUUCUAUGUGACUCACGUGCGGCUGCGCAUGUUUACGCUCGGGAUACAGCAGGGUACCAUCGCCCACAAGCAACACGGGAUGAAAUUGCUCAAGCUGCAGGGCAUAACCUGUUAUGGGCAGAAGGGGAUGUUCACAAGAGGCAUCGACGCGCGAUGAUUCCUGCAUUCAGCAACGCUGCCAUCCGCAAGCUGACGCCGGUAUUCACUGAUGCAGGGUAUAAGGUCAAAGAGUCUUGGGAAAUAUUGAUUGCGGAAAGCGCGGAGAAAGAAACAGCGGUUAUUGAAGUACAAAGCUGUCUGGACUCCAUCGGUAUCGCCGGUUUCUCGCACGACUUCGGCGCCCUCUCAGGUGCUCGGCCACCUGUGACGGCGUUCUUCGACAGACUGCAUGAACGCCAAAUUGCUGAACCCAGUGAUACGCGUGACCUGUUAGCGCUAAUCUUGCCUUGGGUUAGCCGCCUUCCGCACAAGGACUCCAAUUUGGGUGUCGAGAUGAACAGGUCUCUCGGAGAAGCGACAAGACCGCUGCUGGAGAACACGCGAAAGGAAAAAGCAGGAGAGUCUAGUGGAGGUGGAAAGGAAGAAAGAUCCAUCAUCGGCUUGCUCAUAAAGUCCGAAGGACUUAGUGAAGGUUCAGAGAUGCACAUGUCAGCGGAGGAGAUGAAGCUUUUGAUAUUUGCCGGCCAUGAAACGACAUCUGUCGCUUUGACGUGGAUGCUGUUCCGCAACCUACAUAAUAAGAACCAGAGCGCCCAAACCAAGCUUCGCGAAUCCCUCUCCGUGUUCGCAAACUCCGACCCAUCGUAUGAUCAGAUGACCAAUGGAUUGCCUUACCUCGAUGCGGUCAUUACGGAGAGCUUGCGCCUCCAAGCAAUCUCAAGUGUCAGCGACUUCAUCCGCGUUGCUGGUGAAAAUGAUAUCAUUCCUUUGAGUCAACCUAUCCGGGAUGCUUACGGGAGUCUUGUGAACAGCAUUACUGUCGCAAAAGGUACACUCAUCUCUGUAUCUCCAGCAUACAUGAACCGGUCUUCGCUCAUCUGGGGAUCGGGUUCGCGCGAGUUCCACCCCGAACGAUGGCUGGACGGAGACAGACUUCCAACCAAGGCGCGUGAGAUACAAGGGCAUCGACACAUACUGAGUUUCUCAGACGGGCAGCGGGCAUGUCUCGGGAAAGCGUUCGCGCUAGCCGAGGUCAAGGUGAGUUAG